UGGGGGUGUGGGUAAAACCACACUCGUCAAAGAGGUCGCUGGAAAAGCCAACGAGAGACAGCUUUUUAGUGAAGUGGUAUUGGUUACAAUAAAGCAAACACCAGACAUGCGGAAGAUCCAGGAGGAGAUUGCUGAGAAGCUAGGCAUGACAAUCAGCGAGAACAGCAUAGAUAUGAGAGCCGCUCGACUUCGUAAAAGACUAGGGAAAGAGAACAGGGUUCUUAUUAUUUUGGAUGAUAUUUGGAAGUUCCUGGAUAUCGGGGCACUCGGAAUUCCUUCAGCAGACCAACACAAGGGAUGCAAGAUCUUAAUAACUUCAAGGAAGCUAGAUGUGUUGAACUCGAUGGGUUCUCAAAAAAGCCUUCCAAUUGAUGUGCUGAAAGAAGAUGAAGCAUGGAACCUGUUUAAGGACGUGGCUGGUCCUAUUGCCGAAAGAUCUGACUUGCAAUCUACAGCAAUGAAAGUCGCCCAAAAAUGUGCUGGACUGCCACUCGCUAUUACAACAGUUUCAAAGGCUUUGAAACAUAAGGAGAAUUUGUCUGAAUGGAAGGAUGCUCUGGAGCGGCUAAAACCCUCUGAAAUAAACUCCGAAGGCAUAACAGCUGAAGCAUACUCAGCCAUAGAGAUGAGCUACAGAUAUUUGGAAAGGGAGGAACUUAAAUACACUUUCUUGCUCUGCAGUAUAAUGGAUCAUGAUGCUGCCAUCGAAGACUUGCUGAAAUAUUGUAGGGGCUUGGGUUUAUUUCAUCGCCUUGACACGAUAGAAAAAGUGCGAGACAGAGUGUUGACACUGGUUAACGAGCUCAUAGAGUCUUCCCUGUUACUUGCUGGUUCUACAUCUGAAAGAUUUGAUAUGCAUGAUGUUGUCCGUGAUGUUGCCAUUUCAAUUACUUCUAGGGACCUUCGUUGGCUUGCUUUAGGAAAGGAAGAUGUAAUUGAAGAGUGGAAGGAUACAAUGAGAAACUCUCAUCUUGUUAGCUUAAAAUAUGCUAAGGUUAGUGAGCUUCCGGAUGAGUUGGAAUGUCCAGACCUUACAUUUUUCUCUACGGAUGACUCUGUGGAAGUUCCCGACAACUUUUUUAAGGGAAUGCAAAGACUCAAUGUCUUGGAAUUUGAUGGAACAAAUUUUACAACUUUGCCUUUCUCCCUUGGUUUCUUGAAAACUCUCUGUACAUUGCGUUUGAUAGGCUGUGAUGUAGAAGAUAUAGCUAUCUUAGGAGAGUUGGAAAAUUUGGAAAUCCUUGACCUCCGUUGCUCUGGAAUGAAAAUGCUACCAAAGGAGAUAGGACAGUUGACAAAGCUAAAAUUGCUAGACUUGAGUGACUGUGAUGAUCUUGAAGUAAUACCACCAAAUGUGUUGUCAAAGUUAUCCAAAUUAGAAUAACUAUACCUAUACAAUAGCUUUGAUGGAUGGGAGAUUGAGGGAAUUGAGAAUCCAAGAAGCAAAGCUAGUCUUAUGGAGUUGCAGCAUUUAUCUCGUCUAACCACUUUGGAAGUACAUAUUCCUGAUGUGGAAGCCAUACCAA
Messenger RNA from Hibiscus syriacus, 1526 nucleotides. RefSeq names its product disease resistance protein At4g27190-like. Lineage: Eukaryota; Viridiplantae; Streptophyta; Magnoliopsida; Malvales; Malvaceae. Bases 107 to 1384 code for a protein of 425 amino acids. Gene Ontology annotation, molecular function: ADP binding. The record is from RefSeq and is a predicted model, not a curated record. The transcript has a single exon.